AGGUCGCAUCCGCCGGCGCAAUCGAUCCGCUGAUUGCACGAUUGGCCGACCGCAGGCUAUCGACCUGAUAAGGCAGCAGUCGGCCGGGGACACGCUGGGAACAGCCGGGUGGAAAUCCACCUGCUCGCCGUUACGUCAGCCUCGCCUUCCCAUUGGCCGCUCGCCCGUGGUGGCAAGAGGUGGCAAGCGGUGGCAAUCGUUCCUGCCUUCCUAGCUUGAUUCAGAGGCCGGUACGUACCCGUCGCAGCCUGCUGCCAAAGGUGUCCAGUGCCCCGUACCGCGCCCAACCUCGCCCGUCUCCCACCUCGCGGUCGUCCCGUCUCGACACCACCAGGCCUGACCAUCAGGCCUCUUCCCCGCUCCCUCUCUGGGUAUGCUCAUGUUCCGAUUCUGGAGUUCGGAUUCGAGGGGAAGCGAAAAGACCGUGCCAGUCGACCAGCCCAUGCUCGAAUUCGCCAAACCGCUGCAGGCUUGGGUGCCGUCAGCGUCCCCACUCGCCAUCGCAGCUCCUACCACCACCACCACCACUACUACUACUACUACUAUCCCUGCCUCGCCGACCACGCCGAAGCGACGCAGGCAGAGCAAUGUCGCGAUAGAACCGCAUCUUGCUGUCCGUCCCCCCGCGCCGAAGCGGCCGAGGACGGACGACGGCAGCGACGGCGACAGUCGCCCCAAGGCGCGUAAGAGGUUGGCCGUGGAGGAAGGGGAUGUGUGCCAGCCCGUGACGGAUGUGCCUGACCGGGACCGUAUUAGGGAGACUAUCGAGCAGCAGUUCAGCCUUGAGAUCCUCCUCAAACAUGAUGAGUUGCGCUUCAUUAAUCAAGAACUUGCCAAAUGCCAGGUGGCUUUGGAGCAGCUGCGUCGGUGCCAUCUAAUACCGUAUCCACUCAAUGUCCCCACGCCGGAGCAGAUGAUGAACAUAGCCAACGGAACCGGUGCGGCCCUGCCACCGAAGCCGGGCGAUAAGCUGCCUCAGUGGGCGCCGCCCUUCGGUGUCACCGACGGCCCGUAUGCGCGGCACUAUGCCAAGUGGCUCAUACCCGACCCCAAGUUUGACGGUAUCCAGCCCCCGGCGUCGCAAGCCGAGUCUUCGAGGUACAGAUCUUCGGCCGAGGGUAGGUCGACGCGGAAUAGUUUCGCCGAAGCGGGCAAAGGCGGUCGGCCGGCGAGGGGAACGGCGGGCCUGAAGCUGCAGGCCCUCUCGAGCGGCUACCCGCCCCCGAAGGACAAGAACGGCCCCUGCGUCCUGAAGCGAGCCGACGGGAAGACUGUGAAACUUGUUUGCAUUGAUUGUCACCGCGAAAACUUCUCGAGCACGCAGGGCUUUAUCAACCACUGUCGUAUCGCGCACAAGCGCGAUUUCAAGAGCCACGAAGAGGCUGCCGUUCACUGUGGCCAUCCUAUCGAGGUCACCGACAGCGGUGGCAGCGUGGGAGAGGAGAAGCCCGUCUACCCGAGCACCCCUUCCUCCGGCCUUGCCCAUCCGUUUGCGCGCGAGAAUGCCAUGUCCGAGUCCGAGGCUUGCUUCUCCGUUGUGCGUCGCAUUCAGGAGUCGAUAGAAAUGUAUCGGCGGGGUGAGCUGCCGGGGGUUUACUCGAUACCUGGGGAAGUCGCGCCUAGGGGUUCUCAGAGAGCCCGAGCGACGACGCAGCAGCAGUCGAGCUUCUCGCCUUCGCCCGACUCGCCGCAUCUUUCUCGUCUUCUCCACAGCCGAGGUUUCGAUGGCAACCUGGGCGAGCUAGUCAGUGAGGCCAAGACCAAGGUAGAUCUUGAUCAGUUCUUCUCUCCCGAGGACGAGUUGGACGAGGUUGACGUGACCGGUAAUGCCGAUGCCAAUGCUGCUGGAACUCCCCCCCCGUCUCUCGUGCGUGUCCCUGCCCGAGCGCCGGUGCCCCGAGCGGUCGGCACGACCCGGCCGACGAGCAGCAAAGGCCCUACCGCUCUGCCUCCCUACGCCACACCCAUGCCAACCCCUACUGCUCGGGCGAUUCCCGGUUCCGAAUCGGACGUGAUGGCGGACGAUGACAUGUUGGACGUAGAUCUGAGUCCGCACACGGCUGUUAGCAACAAUGCGCCGUCGCUCGUUAGCGAUGACGGCGAGUAUGACGACUCCGAAGCCGACUCUGAGGUGGAGUCGGAUGUCAACGAUAGCAUUGGGGCCCAGUCGAUCUCGGACGUGGACGAGAUCGACAUCGAGGACGACCAUAGCGGACCACGCUCUAUCCGACACCACCGUGGCUCUACCGGGACGGGCACCGGGACGACGGUGCGCCUGCGCAAGGACGAAAGCAAGCAUGUUACUUUUGUCAGCCCCAUCAAGGACGGCGGGAACGGAAAUCGGAGACGGGGUCGGAAAGUGGGGCCGCAAGCUGAACCAUGAGGUUUCGGGUGCGAACCUGUUGGCUGAGCAGCCCCAGGGGAGGGGGGGAUAGCGGGCUACGAAGUGGCAUUCUUCUUUAUUCACGAACGGGACCGAAUUUGCGGACGGUCUAUCCUUAACCUUACACCUUUUAUUACGCUGUCUUAUUCUGGUAUUUAAGUUUGAGAUACUUUUCCCUCCCCGAGAGCAGGCUGGUUUUAUCCUCCCCCCUCGUUCGUUCUUGGUUUCGGG
This is a messenger RNA of Durotheca rogersii, 2614 nucleotides long. RefSeq lists its product as uncharacterized. NCBI's taxonomy places the organism in Eukaryota, Fungi, Ascomycota, Sordariomycetes, Xylariales, Xylariaceae. The transcript has 2 exons. The record is from RefSeq and is a predicted model, not a curated record. Bases 374 to 2383 code for a protein of 669 amino acids.